Molecule: messenger RNA, 1358 nt
Organism: Cucurbita maxima (winter squash)
Lineage: Eukaryota; Viridiplantae; Streptophyta; Magnoliopsida; Cucurbitales; Cucurbitaceae
Exons: 5
Coding region: 175-1050 (291 amino acids)
Source: RefSeq, a predicted model, not a curated record
CGGCACAUUAGCACUGUGUCUCUCUCGCAAAGCACUUCCUUCUUCUUCUUCUUCGUUUUCGCCAUUAACAAACACCAAUCGAAGCUUCUCUACUCAAACUUCCAUUUCUUCAGUUCUUCAUUUCUUCAUCAAUCUCUCUUUGGCCUCUGCAAAUCCUAAUUCCUUUCUUCUCCAAUGGACAGAGCCACUCCUGUUCGGAAGCCUCACACCUCCACUGCAGAUCUCCUCACAUGGCCUGAACUUCCUCCCGCCGAUUCCCCGGCCUUUCCUUCGUCUGCUUCUCGCUCCGCUCCCAGGUCUCAUCAGCCCUCCGAUGGAAUCAGCAAGGUCGUCUUUGGAGGCCAGGUUACCGACGAGGAGGUUGAGAGCUUGAACAAAAGGAAACCCUGCUCUGGAUAUAAAAUGAAGGAGAUGACUGGCAGUGGCAUUUUUGUUGGUAACGAAGGAGAUGAUGAGCAAGAAUCUGGAAGCGCCAACCCUUCACAGAGUAAAACAGGAAUACGCAUGUACCAGCAAACACUGGCUGGAAUUAGUCAUAUUUCAUUCGGUGAAGAAGGUGGUGUUUCUCCUAAAAAGCCUACUACUCUACCUGAGGUUGCGAAGCAGCGUGAGUUGAGCGGGAACUUAGUAAGCGAUGCCGAUGAGAAGCUGAAGAAGCAGCUCUCUGAUGCUAAGUACCAGGAGCUUAGUGGACAUGGCAUAUUCGCUCCUCCUCCUGAGAUUUUGCCUCGACCUACAACUGCUCGCACUUUGGAUUUAAAAGGAAGCAUCGAGAUUGGGGAGCCUGAUGAUAGAUGUGUGAUCCCCGGAGAAGAACCUUCUGUAAAAACAGCAAAGAAGAUUUAUGAUAAGAAAUUUUCGGAGUUAUCAGGAAACGACAUCUUCAAAGGUGACGUUCCUCCAUCGUCAACAGAGAAACCGUUGAGCAUGGCAAAGUUGCGAGAGAUGAGUGGGAGUGACAUAUUUGCAGACGGGAAGGUAGAGGCCCGAGACUACUUAGGCGGGGUACGCAAACCCCCGGGUGGCGAGAGCAGCAUUGCCUUGGUCUAAAUCAUCGAGGUUUCUAACAAAACUCAAUACUUUUAGAUUAUGGAAAUUGUGAUCUGGUUUGGGUGAAAUAUGUUGUUAGGUUUAACUUUGUGAGUCAACAACAACUAUGGAGUCUGCUAAUUGGGUUGUGCGUCCAUAAUGUUUUUGUUCUUGGUUGUGUGUAUGUCUGUAUCUGUAUCUGUGUCUAGUAGUAGCUCAGUUUUAUCUUGGUUGGUUGUCUUCGCCUAUUUUACUUCCAGCUUUUGAGGUUCAUUUAUUUAUCAUUAUAUUCAUUAAUUGAUUUUGCCUAUGGUGCUGAAAUGUAUUUU